AGCUCCACAAUUGCGCGCUGGGCUCUCCGCUUGCUGGGUGGCAUGGCAGAGCCGACUCCCGCCGGGUGGCCUUCAGCCCCCGCGAUGACGCCCGCGCUGGGGACUCCGAGCGAAACUGCCCCGCCGCGGGACAACUGGGUGUUCUGGGCCAUGCUGCCACCGCCGCCCCCUCCUCUGCCGUCCCCGGCGGCGGGGUCCGAGCCGUGCCAAAAGGAACAACCCCACGUGCAGACGCAGCCUCUCUCCGGAGCGCUUCCCCCGUUCGAUGCUCAGAUUCUUCCCGCGGCGCAGCCUCCUUUCGAUGCCCAGGCCCCGCUGGAUGUACAGCCUCAGUACAGCGGCCAGCCGGCCUGGAAUUUCCAAGCCUCGACGCCUUGGUACUGGGGGCUGCCUCCUAAUGGUUACCCCGCCUCUUCGGUUACACAAUCUUAUUUUCCACGAACACACGAUGCAAAAUUCAGUGACUUCAGUUUGCCUCAAAACAGAAAACAGAGAAAGAAGAAAAGAAAGGAACCGGUUUUCCACUUUUUCUGUGAUACCUGUGAUCGUGGCUUUAAAAAUCAAGAAAAAUAUGACAUACAUAUGUCUGAACAUACAAAAUGCCCUGAAGCCGAUUGCUCUUUCAGUGCACACGAGAAGAUUGUCCAGUUUCACUGGAAAAAUAUGCAUGCUCCUGGUAUGAGGAAGAUCAAGCUAGACACUCCAGAAGAGAUUGCAAGGUGGAGGGAAGAAAGAAGAAAAAACUACCCAACUCUGGCCAAUAUUGAAAGGAAGAAAAAGUUGCAACUUGAAAAGGAAAAGAGAGGAGAAGUGUUGACGACCACACAGUAUGGGAAAAUGAAGGGCAUGUCCAGACAUUCACAGAUGGCAAAGAUAAGAAGUCCCGGUAAACAUCGUAAAUGGAAAAAUGGUAGACAGAGAGCAGGCACUAGACUAGGCAAUCAUGCCAGAAAUUCGAAGCCUCAAGUUCCAUCCGUGGUUAAUGUAGACCCUCUCGGUGCUUUGAUACACAGUGACUCUGAGUCUGAUAAGGAAGAGAAACCACAAAGGACUGUAGUACCUAAGGAGGUGACACCAGCCUUGUGUUCGCUGAUGAGCAGCUACGGCAGUGUUUCUGGGUCAGAGAGUGAACCAGAAGAAAUCCCCAUCAAGUCUGAAGCAGAUGUCCUGACAGAAAACCAUGUCCCUCAUAGCAGUCCCCCCAAGAGUCCAAGACAGAGUGUUAAAACAACUGGUAGAACUAUCUCAAGAGCCAAGUUGGAGAGCCAGAGGAAUGGCUUCAGGAAGAUAGCCCUAAAGAGGAAAAAGAGUUGUUACCACCCACUAUUUGAACCAAGAACACGUCACCCGUACCUCCUGGAAAUGCUUCUAGCUCCAGACAUUCGACAUGAAAGAAAUGUGAUUUUGCAGUGUGUUCGGUACAUCAUCAAAAAAGACUUUUUUGGACUUAAUACUAAUUCUGUGAAAACUGAAGCUGAGUCGAUGCCUCAUGUUUCGGAACAUGUAAGUGAAGCAUGAAAAAGAGCAGCGUCCUCCAGUAAGCAGAGGAAGCCGGCAACUCUUACAGACCUAUCGGUAAUGCGGCGGAAAGCCUCAUGGAUCUUAUGUUGGAUUUUAAGUCUGUCCUUUGGCUUUAUGCAAAUAAAUGGCACAGCUGGUCUUUUUAAA
Molecule: messenger RNA, 1668 nt
Organism: Cricetulus griseus (Chinese hamster)
Lineage: Eukaryota; Metazoa; Chordata; Mammalia; Rodentia; Cricetidae
Source: RefSeq, a predicted model, not a curated record